CCUCCCAAGCAGAGCACUUGGCCAAGCAGAUGGAACCUAAUCGUCUCUACCCAAAGCAGGACCGGAAAAAAACGAUUGGCUGCGAUGGAAGUCAAAGUGUCAGUGGACGGCUUCCCGCGUUUGGUUUGUGGCGUUACGGACAAAACAACAUGCCAAGACGUGGUUACAGUGUUGGCUCAAGCCUUGGGCCAACCAGGACGCUACAUGCUACGCGAGUCCUUCAAAGACUUCGAGAGGUGCAUGGCGCCGGACGAGCGCCCCCUGGAGACGCUGAAGAAGUAUGGGGAACACGCCAAGGAGGUCCAGCUCACAUUGCUCCACAGCGGACCUUCGUUCGGUGAUGAAAUGAGCCGUGCCAAAGUGGGCCGACACCAGCCAUGCCCUCCGCUGCGGAGGAAGGAGGCCGGCACAAAGGUGUGGCGACGUAGCGGGUCGCUGAGUCUGCACCGGCAGAGUUUACCGCUAUCCUGCUUGAGGCGGGACACCGAGCAGGAACACGAGGACCUAAAAAGGCCCAAGAGAAAGUCCUUGACACUGAUGGAGGAGGCUUGGGAAUGGUUGGAGAGUCUGGGGAAAACACGGGUUUACAGCACCAGCAGCGAUAGGGACGGCGGCAAGAAGACUGAUAAAAAGAACCGAUCUUUUUUAAGCGUCACGCUGUCCACUGAGAACCGCCAAGUGAGAGGUCACAGAAACUUAAAGUCCGACUUGGAUCACCAAACAUCUUGCUGCUUGGGGACUCAGCAGACGGCCAAAGCAAGCAAGAAAACCUUCUCCAGCUCAAACAACGAAGAUGAGGUGAACCACCUAAGAGAGGUCAUCAUAAACCAGCUCGGUUACAUCCAAGACGUCCAGGUCCAGAUAGCUGGUUUGGACAGCGAGAUCUUAAAGCUGGAGCAACGAGCGCAAGUCAGAGAAGAUGAGCAGAAGCUGGCUAAAGACGAGAACGAACAGGUGAGGUUCUGGGAGAACGAAUUGAAGGCUGAAGAGGGAUUUGAGCGAGAUUUGCAGCGCCAGUUUCUUGACAUGAAGGUAAGAGUCGCAGACUGUAAGGUCAGAUUGGAGAACAAAAUGCACGAACUUGACUUCUGUGGAGCUCUCAAUGUCGACUCAGAGAACAAACGCUCUACAGACAGUCCAGCAACAGAAAACUGCCAUUGCCUGCCAUUUGAGAAGCAACUAGAUGUAAAUAUCAACAGGAAGUGGACGCCCAGAGGAAAUUUCAAUCCUCCUCCUCCUCCUCCUCCUCCCGGUCAGAUAAAAGAGCGGCGGCCCACUGGACCAGCAGAGCUCAGGGAGUGGUGGUCACGCUGGUCUGCAACCCGGAGCCCAAAAACUAACAUGAAGAAGACUGAGAUCCACCGCUCGGAGCUCACCAUUUAUUUGGCUAGCACCAAAGUCUAACGAAUGGACUCUUCCACUCCUGAACUACUGCACACAGAAGGGUGAAAAUUUAUCAAAACAUGCACCCCUACUGUAUUGCAUGUGCUAUUAUUUUACUGACAAAUACACCAAAUGGUGGUGCUGUUAUAAAACCCAUAAGUUGGAUGUACCUGAAAUUUGUCACAUUCAAUGUGCUCUACCAAAACACGCAUUGGAACUUUUUGGUGUUUAGUCGAAUAGGCAUGAAAUUUGGCACACACACACUUUUAGGGAACUGACAUGCACAAGUGCAUACAAUUUGAGCAGGAUUGGCUGAAAAACAUGGAUGCCUUCAAGCAAAACGUUUUUGCAGCUAAUUCCCGUACGUCAUUGACCAUUUAUCUAAAGAGUAUUUUCAGUCAUGUGAAAAAAUGAGGAAACCUUUUAGGGUGUAUGUAUUUCUGUGAUCUAGUGUAACUCUUCUCCUGUACCACUGCACAGAGAAAGGUGAACAUUUGUCAAAAGGUGCACCCCUACUGUGUCGCCAGUGCUAUUAUUUGUCUGCCAAAUGCACCACAUGGUAGCGCUGUUAUUAAACCUCAAAGUUUGACUGUGUUAACUGAUACACACAGGGUGUAAAAAGAAGCUGUAUGAUGUAUGAUGAUAAACCUACAAUAAAGUAAAAGUACUACCAAUCAAAGAGGCCAUUAGGUUUUUUUUGCCGUCACUAGUACACUUCUGUGGUGGAAUUUAAAAAAAAAAAAUCCAAAGAAAAAGAAACAAAAAAAAAAAACCCACCCUGUUGUGUUGACUUCAGAGGCAUAUUUUUCCAGAAAAUUCCAAAUUGUACCCCUUUUGGGGUGUUUGGAGGUUUCACGUGUAUGUUCCAAUAAAAACUAAAUCUAGAGCUGUACCUUUAUCCAGACUUGCACCACAAUGGUUACACGUUUGAUGAAUACUUUUCUGUUGUAAAAUAUGGAAACAUAGCUUAGGUACUUUAACUCUCAGAUUUGCUCCUUUGUAUGUUAUCGGUGCCAAAAAAAGUUUGAAAUGGUUAUUUUAUAUUUAUGUAUUAUACAAUACUUUUACAGGCAUGUGUUCAAUUUAUACAUUCAGUCAUAUACAGGAUGUCCCUUAAGUCUGGAGACAUUGGCAAAAAUGCACUAUUCAAACAAUUAUAUACCGAAUCUAUUAAUACAUUCAAUUAGUAUUAGCUUUUCUUUAUUAGUAUUAAUGCAUAUUUUGUUUUGUAAUGUAAUAAUUGUAAACAGUAUUACUGUAUACAUGUUACCGGUCAACCAGAGGAUGGAAAAAUGCUGGCUGUUGGCUGGCCCUGUGAAGCGAAUCUGAAAUCUGGUUCAAGAAGCAGCCCCAUUGCUAAUAGUGUUUAAGUGACAUGGGUCAGCAAUACUAGUUAUUAUGGCAGAUUACAGUGCAAUGGCAACACACUGAAAUUUGACUGGACAACCCCCCCCCCACCACCACCACCGCAUUUCCUCAGGGCUAAUUUUGUAUUGUUUAGUUAUGUGCGGAAAAACAAAAACAAAGUCCAAAUGAUUUUCAUAAAACUUUUAAUUUGUUUAUUCAUUCAAGACCAUUAACAAAAGUACAUCGGAACCUGUGUAUGUGGUUCAACUGAAACCCAGUAAUCUCUGCAGGUUAUUUUCACCAGUAAAUUGUAAUGUGCAGAGACACCAAGUCAAAACACUGGCAUCCAAAUCUUCUUUAUGUUGUCUUAUUUUUAACUUAGUCUCUAAUACCUUACUUUUCUCUACCCCCAUUAAGUUAAAUUUGUUCUCUUAUAUAUGAAGUCUGACUUUUACUAAGGAAAAAAAAAGCACACAUUACAUACAGUAUAAUUCAACCCACAGGUUUGGGAUGCAUAUCAUUGUCAUCUAUUAGAUAAGAAAGCCAUCCUAAGAUUGUUCUUUAUGUUGGCGACUGGCUGGGAACCUAACUAGAUUUUUUUCUUUUUUUCAUAUCUUUUUUAUGCUCCCCUUCAUCCCCCUUUCAUUUUGCUUUAAGUUUUUUUUUUAGGCACCUUGUUAUUCAAUGAGUCUUAAUGGAAAAAAAAAAAAAGUAUAAAAAGAAUUACAGAUAUAAGAUGCCACAAGGAAUUCUGCACCUGGGACAAAUUGCUUUUGUGGAGCUUGUGAAUACCAAAAAAAGUAUCUUAUAAAGCUCCAGGUAGGUAAAAGUAAAUUCCUGACACACACACACACACACACACACACACACACACACACACACACACACACACAGACCAUGCUUUCAAAAUGCUGUUAAGUAAAGCAUUUUCAAAACUGCUCAAAAAAAUGAGCAGAAGAACAAGAAAUCGGUUGAAGCUUGCACGUAUGAGAAAUAUGAUCCUCCUUAUGGA
Messenger RNA from Dunckerocampus dactyliophorus (ringed pipefish), 3742 nucleotides. RefSeq names its product Ras association domain family member 11 (gene rassf11). The coding region runs from base 85 to 1404 and encodes 439 amino acids. The transcript is spliced from 3 exons. The record is from RefSeq and is a predicted model, not a curated record. NCBI's taxonomy places the organism in Eukaryota, Metazoa, Chordata, Actinopteri, Syngnathiformes, Syngnathidae.